Messenger RNA from Postia placenta MAD-698-R-SB12, 2445 nucleotides. RefSeq lists its product as hypothetical. The transcript is spliced from 5 exons. NCBI's taxonomy places the organism in Eukaryota, Fungi, Basidiomycota, Agaricomycetes, Polyporales, Adustoporiaceae. The record is from RefSeq and is a predicted model, not a curated record. Gene Ontology annotation, molecular function: protein kinase activity. The coding region runs from base 1 to 2445 and encodes 814 amino acids. Gene Ontology annotation, biological process: protein phosphorylation.
AUGGCUUCCUCACGAAAGAAAUCUAAGGCGACACCUGCUCGCACAGCGGGCGCUCCGCGCACACCUCCUCGUAGCCCAAAGUCUACUGCAGCACGACUAGAAGAGAUCGUCGUGUCAACAGGCUCCACUCCAGCCAGUGCCAAAGUAUCGGCUCAAGUAACACACGCGGUGCUUGGGACAGAGGGCAAAGAUCUUCGCAAGAAAUACCAACAGCGAUUGAACAACGAGAUGGUCGGCCACUGGGUACAGGUCAAGAAACGCGACUUCAUGACAGACCAUGUUCCUGGAGACGAACCAUCCGAAGAGGAACUUGCCGAGCUCAAAUCCGUAUGCUUCGACAAAAAGGUCUUCAAGGGUAAUGAUGAGAGUAAGAUGUAUACGAUAUUCUGCAAAGGCGCGAAAAAGGCCUUGGAUCUAUGCCCGGAGAGUGGCGAUAAGCUUGUUGCAAAAAACACCAGCCGGUAUCCUGAUCAAAACAACGACGACGAAGGAGGCAAGCACAGGCCAGAUGUAGUGCUGUAUCCAGCCGAAAAGACGGUGCAAGAUCGGUAUACAUUUACUACGAAAGAACUCAAGAAAAUCGCCGCGAAGGAGAAACAAGCCAGGGAGAAGGCGCACGGUGGGCAUACAUCUACUCAGCAGGAACUCAGUAGGCUCGACGCAGAGGAACGGAAGAAGUAUCUCGCAAGGACCGCUUGGGGCUGGGCAUCCUUGAUUGUCGAGUUCAAGGCGGCCAAUAGCGAUGGACACCCAUUUUCGACCUCUGUAUCGCCCGAUAAAUGGCUCCCUAAUACUGAACUUUCGGCCGAGACAAGAGGACAGAUCGCGGAUUAUGCGGCCACGGUCCUACGGUACCAGCCACGCUGCUUCUGCUUCAUGAUCGUGAUUUCCGGUUGCUCCGCUCGUCUGCUCCGAUGGGACCGCUGCGGCGCGAUCGUCUCCGAGCCGUUCGACUUUGUCGAGGACCCUGAACUAUUGAUGACUUUCUUGUACAAGUAUGGGCGGAUGAGCCAAGCCCAGCGUGGAUAUGAUCCGACGGUUCAGGAGGCCACACCCGCUGAAAUCAAGACGAUGAAGGAUUGGAAGAAGAAGGCGGUGAAAACUAAGCGUAUGUCGAAGUACCAUGCACAAUGCUUUGAGGCGGCAAUGGGAGAAGCUUGGCCGAUCUACAAAGUCAUUGUGCCCAAGGAGGAUGUGGUUUGUGAUGCAUCUCUCAGACCAAAGGACGCAGGAGAUUUGGAAAAAUCUCAUCAAGAACACGAAAUCUACAUUCGGUUGUGGCAAAAUGGUGUCCGCUACAUCGCGAGACCAGUCAGCGGCGGAGACGUGCGGUCCUCUCGAGAUUCCGACGAUAGUGUUCAGCGUACCCUCACGCAAAAAUAUAUCAAGGCGGCAGAUCCGAAGAGUGAGGCGGUGGGUCGCGUACACUAUCGCCUGAUUUGUGACCAAGUAUACCGCCCUCUGGAGACGUACAAGAAUGGUUUUGAGAUGACUGAGGUCUUGUGCUAUGCCAUCUUAGCACACAGAGACGCAUGGGAAAAGGCAGAUGUGCUUCACCGCGACAUCAGUGUGGGCAAUAUCUUGCUGGAAGACUACAUCGACGAGGAGGGAAAUCCCCAAGUUCGUGGGAUACUAAAUGACUGGGAUAUGGCGAAGUUGAGAGCCGAAUUAGGAGGGAAGCCGACUCAAGCGUCGCGUUCGGGCACUUGGCAAUUCAUGUCGGCAUUACUACUGAUGUACCCGGACCAGAAGCAGCACGAGCUCGCCGAUGACAUGGAAUCCUUUGUGCACCUUACCAACUGGCUCGUCCUCAAGUGGCACAAGCACAAGCUCACGGGUAAAAUGGCGCUGCUUUCCCACCAUAUCAACGUUGUAUAUGAUGCAUACUCCAAAUACGACAAGUUCGAUGUUGGAGGAGAUUCAAAGCUGGAGAAAAUGAGAUCCAAGGACGUGCCGUUCAAACCGGUUGCAAGCCCGGUUCUUCAGAAACUCACGAAAGACCUUGCCAAAUUCUGCUACGAGCAUCACGACGCCGUAAAGCUCGAAGUAGAGCGCAUGGAACAAGGACGCGAGGAAAUCCAAGUUUCCCCUCAUCAGACAUCCAGUGUGAACUCCGUCGGCCGGUACAAGAACCCCUUUGCUUCCGAACCCGGAGUGUACCUGGAGGAGUAUGUGGCGCUUGUCGAAGCGGACCAGGCCCCGGAACCAUCGAAACGCGUAAUGGACGAUCACGCUCACUUGUUUACUAUCUUUCAGCGUGCCUUGCUAAAGCACUCCGACUCGAGACUUGAACCAGACAAAACGCAAGAUCAAUUCAAGCCGUUCGCCGAUCCCUUUACAGGCGCACAGACACGGUAUGGCAGUAUGAAACGCGGGCCAGACCAUGACACAGAGGAUGAAGGUCCGUCGUCAAAGAGGGCCAAGGGGUCUGCGAAGAACGCCUAA